Molecule: messenger RNA, 2448 nt
Organism: Hyla sarda
Lineage: Eukaryota; Metazoa; Chordata; Amphibia; Anura; Hylidae
Gene: CA12
Product: carbonic anhydrase 12
Exons: 11
Coding region: 49-1224 (391 amino acids)
Cellular component (GO): plasma membrane
Molecular function (GO): zinc ion binding; carbonate dehydratase activity
Source: RefSeq, a predicted model, not a curated record
UGUACCUGACGGAGAGCUGAGACUGGUUCCUGUCGCACAUCAGUCAGGAUGCGGCCCCACUUCCUCCUCAGCACUGAGCUCUGUCACUUACACUACAGGAGUCCCCUUUACUGUGACGGCACAAAUAACACUAAUACAGGUUCAGUUAAGACCACUGUUGUGGGACAUAUCGGACCCAAACCACAGCAACAGAAUGCUAAUCCAAAAUGCGUGGGGAACAUAGCUAAUGCUAUAUAUGAUAAUUUUCAGGAAAUGUCCAAACAUUCAAGAGAAGAGAUUCGACACAGCUGGGCAUAUACUGGCAAUGAUGGGGAGAACAGCUGGGCAACAAAAUAUAGCUUUUGUGGUGGUGUCUACCAGUCACCCCUGGAUUUCCAUGGCAGUAUCCUGCAGUAUGAUUCCACUCUUAAACCCAUUCAACUGUAUGGGUACAAUGCUUCCAGCACAGACUACUUCACCAUAUCCAACAAUGGACAUACAGUGUCUAUGUCCCUGCUUCCAAGUAUGUACCUAGAGAUCCCACCUUUCCGCUACAUUGCUUCACAACUUCACUUCCAUUGGGGUAGCUUGGCGGAUCAAAAAGGGUCAGAGCAUUGCAUUGGUGGCAGAAGGUAUCCAGCUGAGAUGCAUAUUGUGCAUUAUAACUCGAAGUAUGCCGAUGUAAGCACAGCCAUGGAGGCUGCAGACGGGUUGGCUGUGCUCGGAAUUCUCAUUGAGAUUGGUUCCUUCAAUCCUUCAUACGAUAAGAUAAUUUCUCAGUUAACAAAUAUUAAGUACAAAGGACAAAACAUUCAAAUUCCAGGAUUUAAUGUGCAGCAUCUUAUCCCUGAAAGACUGGAUGAGUAUUAUCGCUAUGAGGGUUCUCUUACAACCCCACCCUGUAAUCCUAGUGUGUUGUGGUCAGUUUUCCGGAAUCAUGUCUUCAUUUCGGAGGAACAGCUUCUACUCUUAGAGACAGCCCUGUACUGCACAGGACAGAACAGUUCUGCACCUAUAGAGAUGGUUGAUAACUACAGAAGGUUACAGCAGGAAGGUGACAGGCGGGUGUCUGUCUCUUUCCGGGAAGGCAUUGUUCUUGCAGUCACACUGGCUUGUGUACUCGGGACUGUAGUCCUUACUGCAGUGACAUGUUGGUUGUUUCAACGGAAAAAACGGGGGAAGGAGACCAAGAAAGUUGUGUACUCUCCCGCUGUGCCUAUGGAGGAAAAUACGUCAAAAGUAUGACAAAUGGCUGCCAACUACAUCAUUUAGGAAAGACAAUAAUAGAAAGUCUAUUUGGUGCAUGGAAGAUGAACCUGAUUACAAUUUUUUAAUUGACCUUUUGUAUUUAUCACUACUGCCAGUUUCCCAUAUGCAAAUCAGUUGCCGCUUGCAUGUCCAAUUUAGUUUGAAUAUAAAUUAUGGAAUUUAAAAUGUAAAAAUUUUUCCCUCUUUAGGUAUGACAGACAAGGAUUAGAAAACAUCCCAUUGUUAAUGCUAAUCUAAUUUAUUAUGCCCGUUGUUGUACUAAUAUUCCGGUUUCUAUUUUAUUUGAAACUUGAAGUUAUUGAAGUGGCUGAUGCAUUUUACUAGUAGCUUCGUCAUUUUGAACCACUGCAUUUUAGCCCGUUAUAGGGGACCUUAUUGCAGUUUUUUCUAGAACAUUCAGUUUAUCCCCUAAAUGUAUAUUUAGUUUGUGCUGUCUUAUUUUUAAUGUACGUGAAAUGAUCCCUAAAUGUAAGGUAUCAAUAGACUAUAAUAGAAGAACGUAUAAAACAUUUAAUGCCACUGAAUUGUAUUUAAACUUUUAUUCUCACCCUAAGCCUUUUCAACAAUUUUUUUCUGAACAGGAGUGUCCCAGAAAGAUGGGUGUCCAUAAUUUCAAUAUGUGUUUUAGUCCAAUGUAAUAAAUAUUGUAUCAGUUUUAGACUUGGAUUUUGGGUGCUAUACUGAACAAAGCUUUUUUUCUUUAAUGUCAACCACUAUUGUUCAAGAGAAUAGGAUAAAUUCCUCUACAGUAAAAUUUUACUGUUUUUAUGGGCAAUAUCCUAGACAUUUUAAAAAUAAUUUAAUGUAUGCUCUGUUUUUUUGUCAAAUGGAUGUCAAGUCUGCAGAACACAGAUGCCUUUUAAACCUCUCUUUACCAGUGUUUUUCCACUUUCCGUUAUUUCUGUGAGCCGUUCUGGCCUACGUGAGAAGUUGCACAUUUUUUUUUCUGACCAAAUAUAGAACAAUCUUCAAACAGUUCACUUUUCUGAAUGUUCCUUCUUAGUCUUCAUAGCUGCAUAUUGAGCCAAACCUAUAUGUAUUUGAAUGGACUUACAAACCAUACAACUCAGUAUUCCAAGAUAUGACCUCUAGUUUAUAUAGAUUUGUUUGAUGUUCUUGUAAUAUCAGCCUAAUUUUAAUGUAAUGCAUAUAAUGCAGAUUUUAUUACUGAAUAAUUAUGAUGAUAAUAAUAAUAAUAAU